This is a messenger RNA of Ipomoea nil (Japanese morning glory), 750 nucleotides long. RefSeq lists its product as uncharacterized. Gene Ontology annotation, molecular function: zinc ion binding; nucleic acid binding. Bases 1 to 750 code for a protein of 249 amino acids. Lineage: Eukaryota; Viridiplantae; Streptophyta; Magnoliopsida; Solanales; Convolvulaceae. The transcript has a single exon. The record is from RefSeq and is a predicted model, not a curated record.
AUGACCGAAGAAUAUUUACAGUCUGAAUACCCGGUGAUUUUGGUAUCGAAAAAAGAAAAGGAAAGACUUCGUAGGCCUUGGAGAAGAUCGCUCAUCAUCAAACUUUUGGGUAGAACAGUGGGAUACAACUUCUUGUUGCAAAGAUUACAGCGGAUGUGGAGAACAGAUGCUGCCUUCGACUUAAUAUCCCUAGAUCAAGAUUUUUUUCUAGUAAGAUUUGAAAACCUAAAAGACUAUGAAUCUGUGAAAUUUGGGGGUCCAUACUUGGUGCUAGGCCAUUAUCUUAUCUCCCAGGAGUGGGUACCUAACUUUGUCCCAAAGAACAACAAGGUGCGCAAGAUGCUAGUCUGGAUAAGGUUCCCUGCUUUUCCCAAUGAAUUCUUGAAGAGAAUAGGAAUGCAAAUUGGAAGACCGAUCAGAGUCGAUACUACUACUAGCCUGGCCUCCAAAGGCAAAUUUGCAAGGGUAUGUGUGGAGGUGGAUAUCACAAAGCCACUUGUCUCCAAAUUUGUUUUGGACUUUCAAGAAUGGCCUAUUGAAUAUGAAGGUUUCCACAUGGUGUGCUUCGACUGUGGACUUUAUGGACAUCGCCAGGAUCAAUGUGGCAAGGAAAAUCCCAUCACUGAAAUCUGCCAAACAACAGGUGAAAAAGAAAUGACUAUUGAGAACAGGCCGAACGCAAUAAAGCAAGGACCGCCGGGCAAAUAUGGAGCGUGGAUGCUGGUGACAAGAAAAGACCGAAGAAAUUAG